CACACCGAAUUGGUCCUUUGGAAAUUCUGGAGUGAAAGAAGUGUCGUAUGGUGCAAGAUCAGGAUCAAACCUUAUAAUCAUAUUCGUUCGUGCUUCGACUUGGCUGACCAGCUUUACAGGGUGCAGUCGGGCGCCUUCUGGUACGUAGACUUGGUCGUGAUCAUGGCCGGCUAGUCAGUCAUCCGAAUGUUCAUAAUGGAGGUAAAACCAGAAGUUCAGCCGGAUUCCUUGGUCGCGCUAAUUAUGAGUGCUGUAUCAUGUAUCCUAGCAGCUGAUAUUAUUCUUUGCAGGCCUCAAAUCAAGCCUACAUGGCCAAUUUCUACACCCAUAGCUAAUCAAGCAGACGGGUCCAUAGACGGCAGAGGUUGGCUACGCAGGCCUAGUCCGAGAUAUGCAGAGAGAAAUAUCGGCUGCCGGGAUAGUCAGCCACGGCGUUUAUGGCUAGCAGGGCCAGUAAAUACGCUUGAACUUAGCAUAGAAUGCCUAAGGAAAGCAGGCUCGGUCACUUCGUUACGCCAGCUGUGAGAGCAGUAGUGAACUAUCCUAGCAUCCGGGAUUGCUUGCUACAUAUCUCGGGGUGACUCUACAUGGUUAGUUAUUGCGG
Messenger RNA from Truncatella angustata, 604 nucleotides. RefSeq lists its product as uncharacterized. Bases 187 to 525 code for a protein of 112 amino acids. The record is from RefSeq and is a predicted model, not a curated record. The transcript has a single exon. NCBI's taxonomy places the organism in Eukaryota, Fungi, Ascomycota, Sordariomycetes, Amphisphaeriales, Sporocadaceae.